Cuscuta epithymum is the source of this 1584-nucleotide messenger RNA. Lineage: Eukaryota; Viridiplantae; Streptophyta; Magnoliopsida; Solanales; Convolvulaceae. The record is from the annotation of a GenBank genome assembly.
CCUAUACCUAAAAGCACUACAUUGGAGAGAGAGAAAUUUCUCUCGCCUAAGCUCUGGCCGCUCACCACUUCUCCUAUCCAGCAUUCCAGCCCACCUCCUAACUUAUGCCUUCUCCUCUCUUGUUCUUCACCCGAAUUUGCAUACGAUUUCCGUGGAUCGCUUUACCGCACCCUUACCCAUACUAUUUCGAAACCCUCCCCACCUUCUCUUCGACGUUUUAAGCAUUUCAUUGAAGAGCUCCAGUAGUUCUUCUGAUUUUCUGAGCCGCAUGGAAGAUGAAGUCACCCAUCCACUUGAAUUCAUCGAGUAUCACCUUCAAGUAGCUAUUUUUGUAUGAUUCUAUUGACUUAAGUAACCCUAUUCUUCCAUUCCAGUACAGAAAAUCAAUUUUGCUGUAAAAGAGCUAUAUAGCCGCUCGAUUUGACGCUUCUUCUUCCAGCAAUUGAAGAACAUAUUUGUGUUGGGUCAAAUGUCAGUCUCUUCUUCUUCCAGCAAUCGAAGAACAAAGGUAGUUCUACUGACUGUUCAAGUACUAGGAUUAAACUCUGAAUUUGUAAUUAUCAGAGUUUCAGACCAUAUCUCUUGACAGCUUAAUUUCAUUAGUGUGGCUAAAUCUUUAAAGCAAGUUUAGUUUGGAAGUCUCUUUUCUCCUGACAAGUUUGGAUGGUGGCAUUCAAUGAUAAGGAAUCAAAUCCACCAAAUUGGUGAUCUUAGUUUCACUUCAGAGAUGGAAACCAAAUAUUUCAAGAAUGAGUUCACAUUAGGAAAUGGAUCUGACAUUUUAAAAUCCAAAAUCAAACCAAAUGAGAUGAAGAACCUGUUCAUCUCGGGAUCCUAUCAUGCAAGGAGAUAGUGCCAUUGCACAUAAAGUUGAUGGACCUACUGUAAUUGGAAUGAAUAAAAGAAAGAUUGAAGAUACAUUUACAGAUUAUACUACAAUUCAAGGUGUUCUUAGACAAGGUGAGCGAACUAAAAGCAAUCGCCUCUGGAGGGGGUGGGGUGGAACCUGCAGGAGAUGAAGAAGAAUAUGCAGUGUUCUUAGACAAGGUGAAGCAGACAGUUUUCUGAUGCUGCUAUGAGCCGCCUUCAACCGCGUUUCUAUCCUCAUUUAAAACUAAUUGAUUUUGCAUUUAAUUUUGUCAGCUAAACAAAUUCCAAUUGGGGUUUGGUUUAACCCUGGAAGGAGCUGCAACAGAUAGAAAACAUCGAUGGUUGGGUGAGUUAAGUUAAGAGCAAGAUCUAUACACUUAAGAUGGAGCAUGAGUUGGAAGUAGAACAACCAGUGAAGUCUGGUGUUUUGAGGGCCUUUAAUUUUGACAAGAAAUCAACCUUGGAUGCUGUUUGCAGGGGGGCAUAUGGUUAUGCUUGUGGCGCCAAGAGAUUGAACCGUUGAGACUGCCAAUCCUUUUUUCCAUCCUGGUGGUGGUUUGGUCUAUCAUUAAUCAAUGUUCUAUGAUCUCUAUCUAUUAUUUAUUUCUUUUUGUGUAAAACGGCUUAUGUUUUGGUGUCAUUCCCUGAUUGUAAGGAUUUAAGAUAGCUCUUGAAUUUCUGUCAUGAGAGAAACUUUAUACAUACAAAAUGCCG